CUGCUCUGUUCUCCUUGGACGCUUGGGCUCGCCUCCCUCCACUCCCCAAGAUGACUUUCUACUACCAGAGGCAGUGUGAGGACCCCUGCUACACCCCCUGCAACUACGGGGCCGUGUACAGCUACCGGAGCUACGACUGCGGGAGCCCCUGUGGCUACCAGAGCGUCGGGGGGCUCUGCGGGUACCGCGACUGCUGCCCCUCCUACAGCACCCGCUACUGCUCCCCCUACUCCUCCCGCUACAUCCCGAGGUACAGCUACGGCAGCUGCUACCCCUGCUACCCCUGCUAAAC
Molecule: messenger RNA, 292 nt
Organism: Empidonax traillii (willow flycatcher)
Lineage: Eukaryota; Metazoa; Chordata; Aves; Passeriformes; Tyrannidae
Product: scale keratin-like
Exons: 2
Coding region: 51-290 (79 amino acids)
Source: RefSeq, a predicted model, not a curated record